AUGGAAGAGGAGGACCCGACGGAAGCGACGCCCCUCAAAUCGAAGAAAAAUGCCAAGGCGACGAAGAAGGGCCAACAUCGAAGGACCAACUCUGUCCUGCAGCGUUCCUAUCCGCACCGCUACAUCGCCCGGCACGAGCCGACCCUCGAAGAUUACAACACCUCGACCAAAUCGGAUAAUGUGAACCGGGCGCUGUUCCAGAUGGCCAUGCGUUGGUCCCUCAUCAAGUCCUUCUGCAGCCUCAUCACGCUGGGCGGUGUGGGCAUUAUCGUCCUCACCGUAGUCUCGACCAUGGUCUGUUACCACUACGACCUCGAGGCCGCCCUUCCCCUGGCCUUCCUCGGCACCGGCAUCUUCUUCCCCAUCUCCUUUGGCAUUUCGUGGGCUUUCAAGCGCAGAGAGCAGGCGCUGAUAGACAUGGCGGAUCUCAAGUCGGCCGCGGUGGCUCUGUACCAGUGGACCACGAGGAGGCGAGGCACCUGGCGAAAGCAAAUAGCAAAAAGCGACACACCAAGCAAGAAAGGGAGGUACGCCACGGACCUACUCACGGCAAGCGGCACUUUCUCGCGAACGGCGUCCGAGGCCAGCAUGGAGACCAUUGCGGAGGACGAGGAAGUCCUGUCAGACGCUGAGGACGGUAUCUACAUUAAUUACAAUAAUCACGGAAGAAUGGCUUUGGAGAUGAGGACGUUGUUGAUUGAUCUCUUCGAGGAGAUCAAGCAACAAGAGGAGCUCAGACUACGCAAUGACUGGGUGGCGAGUCUGCUCUCUCAAGCUCAAAAUCAUACACGAUUACCGAACACCAUCUACCCUGCGCGGUUAUGCGUUCGUCUUUCUGUCCAUAUUCCCAAUUCUAUUUGGCCCAGCGUUCGCCGCACUCGCUCGGGACUAUGGUCUUUGGGCUGGCAUAUUCACGGCGUUGAUAUCCAGCUUGAUGUUUGUCACAUUGGGCAACAUACAAACGUUUGUGGAAGACCCCUUUGA
Messenger RNA from Acanthamoeba castellanii str. Neff, 984 nucleotides. RefSeq lists its product as uncharacterized. The coding region runs from base 1 to 984 and encodes 327 amino acids. NCBI's taxonomy places the organism in Eukaryota, Discosea, Longamoebia, Acanthamoebidae. The record is from RefSeq and is a predicted model, not a curated record. The transcript has 10 exons.